ACACAAGAGACACUCACGACUAUACAAGGUAUUAUAUCGACUGUCAUAUAUACACGUAUUAGGUCUGCUAUUGGAGACUAACUCACGACACCUAAAAACAUACAAGCAUGGUCUCCCAACGUGUAGACGAUGAUGGCGAUUACAUCGACGAAGACGAGGCUAAUGAGCUCUUCAUCGAUUCUGGGGAUGUUUUAGCAGAAGUCCCAGAUGAUGGCGAUCAUCCGAUGGACGAGGAGGACGAGGAAGAUGAGGGAGCUGAUGGGCUUGGAGACCUGCGAUCCUCUGAUAAUGUGGAAGUAAAAGACAACUCCGUGCAGCACUUUCCAAAUCACAAUGGAUCUGUCUUUGCUGUAUCUUGCCAUCCUACCGAACCUCUCGCGGCAUCUGGGGGGGAAGACGAUGUGGGAUACAUAUGGGAUAUCACUGAUGGGGAAGUGUUCGUGAAAUUAACGGGACACACGGAUAGCGUAACCAGCACUGCGUUCAGUGCGGACGGCGAGAUGGUUGCCACGGGUGGCAUGGACGGGAGAGUUAGGAUCUGGAGAAGGGUCGGUAGGGAAAACUACAGGCUCUGGGAGUUCUUGACAGAACUGCAAGGUCCGGAUGAAGUCAUGUGGAUACGAUGGCAUCCUAGGGGCGCCGUACUACUCGCAGGAUCAAACGAUACUACGGUAUGGCUCUGGCAGUUGCCCUCCGGAAAUACCAUGCAAGUAUUCGCGGGACACACGGGAGCAGUACAAUGCGGCGAGUUUACUCCAGACGGAAAACGCAUUGUGACUGCUUGCGCAGAUGGAACUUUAAUCUUCUGGGAUCCUCGAUCACCUACUCCAAUAUUCAAGCUCACGCCGGAAGACGCGCGAUUUGAUACUGAAGGUAUCACUUCUCUUGCGGUCAAUCAGUCGUCGACUCUUGCAGUUGUAGGAGGUACAACAGGUAGUGUCAGGGUAGUGAGUCUCAGCAAGGGCGAAGUUGUCGGUGCUCUGGGUGGUCACUCUGAAGGAGAGAGUAUCGAGGCCGUACAAUUCGUCGAUCUGACUGGAGUAGGUAGCGGCCCAGGAGUGGUAGUCACUGGCGGCACUGACGGUAAAGCAUGUAUAUGGGAUCUCUCAACCAUGAGACUACGUGCUACCCUGGAUCACCAGGAUUCGGUCACGUCUUUAUUAGCCCAUCCCUCACCUAAAAGUUACCUCGUUGUAUCAGGGUCUGCUGACAGCACUUUGCGCACCUGGGAUGCGCGGACUGGGACACUAGUCAAAGAACAUGGUGGCCAUCAUGGACCCGUGUUGGGGGCUGCUUUGGGGUUAGAAGGAUCUGUUGUUGUUAGUGCUGGCGACGACGGCGCGUGUCUUGUUUUCACAACAGAAGUUGCCGACGAACUGUGAAAACUGGGCAGACGACGGGCUGAGCUGGUUAUGAUGUGGGCUAUUGAUCAGUGGCAAGGAUUUUCAUAUCACCUUGUGUCUAUGAUAGAUAAUUUUUUUAGUGUAGAAUUGGAAUAUGACAGAUAAAUUAUGAACUUGCAGACCUAAGCG
Serpula lacrymans var. lacrymans S7.9 is the source of this 1532-nucleotide messenger RNA. RefSeq lists its product as uncharacterized. NCBI's taxonomy places the organism in Eukaryota, Fungi, Basidiomycota, Agaricomycetes, Boletales, Serpulaceae. The record is from RefSeq and is a predicted model, not a curated record. Gene Ontology annotation, molecular function: protein binding. The transcript is spliced from 5 exons. The coding region runs from base 108 to 1382 and encodes 424 amino acids.